AUGUUGGGGUCCAGUUCAGGUUCCAAGGCCAUUAUGUCUUGUGACACUUGUGGGGCAGGGCAUGCAACAUCACAAUGCCCUAUUUUUGUUACCCCAUCGCCUCCUGUGGAAACAGUUGAUUAUGUUGGGGGUGGACCAAGGGGAUCAGGGAAUCAAUUUGGUAACACUUACAAUUAUGGAUGGAGGGGCUCUUCAAAUCCUUCUUGGACUCAAGGCCAAUCUCAGUACAGACCCCCACUAUCUCAAGGAAGACAAUACCAAGCCCCACUUCCACAAGAGAAGAAAUACUCCACGGAGGAUGUUUUGGCCAGAUUCAUGAUUAGCACGGAGUUAGAAGCAAGGGAAAGAGGGAUCCCAAGUGCUUCCAGUGAUGGGGUAGCUGUCCGGGAAGACCCUAAUUUGAGUGACGAUGCAAGCAAGGAGAAUGGGAGGAAAACUGUUGAAGACUGCCCCAAUUCUAACAUUUCAAAGGGGCAUGAAUACAAGCCAGUAGUAUCGUACCCCUCAAGACUCAAACAAGAUAAAGAUGAAGCUCAAUUCAAGAAGUUCCUCAAUAUCUUCAAGGAACUCCACAUAAAUAUUCCAAUCAUUGAAGCACUAGCUCAAAUGCCGAAGUAUGCCAAGUUUUUAAAGGAGCUUCUCACCAAUAAGAGAAAGUUAGAGGAACAAGGCACAGUUGUACUUACUGGGAACUGCUCGGCCAUUCUAGAGAAAAAGAUGCCACAAAAAGUAAAGGAUUCGGGUAGUUUUGUAAUUCCUUGUGUAUUUGGUGAAGGGAUGACGGAGCAUCCUCUAGCCGAUUCUGGGGCUAGCAUAAACGUAAUGCCAUACAACUUGUUCUUGAAGCUGGGAUUAGAAGACCUAAGACCUACACAAAUGACAUUAUAG
This is a messenger RNA of Dioscorea cayenensis subsp. rotundata (Guinea yam), 888 nucleotides long. RefSeq lists its product as uncharacterized. The record is from RefSeq and is a predicted model, not a curated record. The transcript has 2 exons. Lineage: Eukaryota; Viridiplantae; Streptophyta; Magnoliopsida; Dioscoreales; Dioscoreaceae. Bases 1 to 888 code for a protein of 295 amino acids.